GUUUGUUGUUGUUUUGAUGAACAUCAACCAGUCGGCCAUUCGUCCCCUUGGAAACGUUCUUGUGCGCCGCGCAAUUUGUGCAAAUGGAAUCGAAAGAUGACGAUUAUUGGAACGAUUCGGCAAACAAAUCAUUCAACUUUGAUGAAGAUGAUGUGGCCGUGCUCGAAAUAGCGACCAACAACAAACGUACCCUGUUCGGGGAGGACACUGCAUCGGAGGCAAACUAUGGCACGGGUCAGAUCGAACUCCCACUCCACACGAUCAUUUCGGACGAAAAUCUCGAGCUGAUAUUGCAGGAGCAGUCACGCAAUGAAAUGACCAUCCCGAAGGGCAUCUCGCUCGAGGAGGAAGUGAAGCUGCUGCGAAAAAAGAUACAGGAGUUUAACUACGCACCAUCCACGGAAUCGGUCGUGCGGAAGCUUAUCCUUGGAAAACCAUGCUCCCUGGAAAUGUUUCGCUCGAUGGCGGAAAAGGAGCAACUGCUCGACGAGGCCAUCGCGUCCGGCAGCGGUAAUGCGAUUCUGAAAGUGACCCUCUUCCUCGACCAAACGCUGAAGAAGAAACUCUUCUACACGCUCCUUCAAACGCGGCCGGAAGCCGUCUAUCAUUAUGUGAAUUAUUUGUCGCUUCGAUUAAAAGUGACCGAAUGUACCGAUUUGUUGGUAUUUCUAGGCCGACACCACGAAGCGAGCUUGCUUCAAUUUUCCAUAUUUGUGUGCAGCACAUCGAAUCUCGAUAUAAAGCGGCAACGGCUGAAAAAGAUUUACAGCGACUAUUUCUCUCAGCCGGGCGCGAACUCGUUCUACGCGCAAUUGGUGGCCAACUAUAUGAAUCUGUUAGAAUAUCAAAUGGGCGAGCUCCAUUCGUCGGGCGGCGGCAGCAAAGCGGUCGCCAUUCAGGAUAAGUCGGUGCUGGAAACGUUAAACUACGUCUGCGGGAAGUACAAAUGGGGCGACACCUCGCUGCAGACGAACGACAACCCGUUCAAGCUGAGCGAGUACCACCAGGUCUCGCAGGCCCAGUUCGAAUGGAUCGCCUUGAAUGAACGUGCGAAGCAGCAGGCGUGGCUAGACUUUGACCACAUUUUUGAGCGUAAAGCGUGGUUGAAUUUAAAGCAAAAGUCAUUUAAAAUUAACAUUCCCAUCGAUCGUACGAUAUUGCGGCUGCAUGCACUGCACGCACCGGAUCCGGUUCUGAACACAUUCCUCGCGAAGGUAGAGGAUCCGCAAAGGCGGCUGGCACUUGCGAGGAAGGUACAAUCCAAGCACGGCAUUGUGGAUGCGCUGGUGCUGCUGAAAGAUCGCGCCGAGCUGGAGGCUUACCGAAGCACACUGGAUAGUGGGACGGAGGAACGUUUGUAUGCGGAAAAUGCUCUUAAAUCAUUGAACAACAAAUGGAAAAGUGAUGCAAUGAAGUUAAUAAAAUGAUGAUGAAAUAAAUACAACGCAACGCGUUAUUCGAAUGAA
Molecule: messenger RNA, 1466 nt
Organism: Anopheles arabiensis
Lineage: Eukaryota; Metazoa; Arthropoda; Insecta; Diptera; Culicidae
Gene: Vps16B
Product: vacuolar protein sorting-associated protein 16B
Exons: 6
Coding region: 84-1427 (447 amino acids)
Biological process (GO): vacuolar transport; intracellular protein transport
Cellular component (GO): cytoplasm
Source: RefSeq, a predicted model, not a curated record